Messenger RNA from Phaeodactylum tricornutum CCAP 1055/1, 657 nucleotides. RefSeq lists its product with no specific name. The transcript has a single exon. The coding region runs from base 115 to 588 and encodes 157 amino acids. Lineage: Eukaryota; Bacillariophyta; Bacillariophyceae; Surirellales; Neidiaceae. The record is from RefSeq and is a predicted model, not a curated record. Gene Ontology annotation, biological process: translation. Gene Ontology annotation, cellular component: large ribosomal subunit; ribosome. Gene Ontology annotation, molecular function: structural constituent of ribosome.
AGGCAUCGAAGAGCGUUUGGCGUGUGUUUGCCUCGACAAAAGCUUGCGUUUCUUCCUGUUGUCUUUCACCGUUCUACGCUACCCACCCAAAAGUCGUCUUUAUAUUGAAAGGCCAUGAAGAAGCGUAUCAAUUUUCGCAAGCUCGGCCGUACAUCGUCACACAAAUGGGCCAUGCUGCGGAAUCUCGUCACUUCAUUGAUUGAACACGAGCGGGUGGUCACGACGUUGCCCAAAGCCAAGGAAGUUCAGUCACUGGCAGAAAAACUAGUGACUACGGCAAAGAAGGAAAAUAAACUCCACGCCCGCCGCAAAAUUAACGAAAUUGUCCGUACCGCGACGGAGCAAACCAAGCUGAUGACCGUUCUCGGUCCGCGGUACGCCUUUCGACAGGGUGGAUACACUCGUAUAAUGAAACUAGCCAAGCCCAGGGCAGGUGACAAGGCAGACAUGGCGGUAUUGGAAUACGUGGAUCGGCCGGGAGAAAUUCGGGCUGCCCGGCCUCCCGCGGCCUUACGCAAUGAAAGCUUGGAAAGUAUUAUGGAAAAGCUUGGACUGCAAGCAAAAGAAGAAUUGGAAGCCGAACGUUAACAACAAAGCAGAAGCGCUUCAAAGUUUCCGACGUUAAUUGUCGUAUUCUAGUUUCACUAUUCGUAAAGU